GGCGUUUGGGUGGCGUUUUUACAGACUGAGCCAGACUGACAAUAGCUAGUCAGGUAGGCUAUACAGUCAAUGGCUCGCACAGGCGGAAGGUCCGUGCGUAGGUCAGCGCAGUACUAUAAACUAGGCUUAAGUUGUUUACCCUGUCAACCAUCAGCUGACACGCCUCCACAUUACACGCAAGUAUGUUUUCAGUUUGGAGAAACCUGCAUUUAAGCCGUGCUGCCAUCUCGUCUUCGAGCUUCGCACCACGACAAACUCUGUCUAUUUGCAACGACAGCCGUGCUCCGUGGGUGAAUCCCAACAGGAAGAGUUCAGGGAAACGCUUCAAUGUUCCUGCGAGCGCAGAGUUUGUUGCCCGUGUGUCGGGGAUCCCCACCAUGGCUAAACUACCGCACCAGGAGACGGCAGACGGGCUUGAUGCGGCGUUUGUUGGCGUCCCGAUAGACACCGGGACCUCGAAUCGGCCUGGAGCAAGGUUUGGUCCGCGGCAGAUCAGAGUAGAGUCUGCCCUGCUGAGAGCGUACAACAGCGGCACCAGGGCGGCACCUUAUGAGUCCCUAAUGGUGGCCGACAUUGGGGACGUGAAUGUUAACGUUUAUGACCUGAAGGACACCUGCAGGCGCAUCAGGGAGGCCUACAGAAAGAUCCUGGCCACUGGCUGCAUUCCUCUGACUAUGGGUGGCGAUCACACGAUUGCAUAUCCAAUCCUGCAAGCUGUUGCUGAACGGCAUGGCCCUGUGGGUUUGGUCCAUGUCGAUGCUCAUGCUGACACCAGUGACGUAGUCUUGGGGGAGAAGAUUGGCCACGGGACUCCCUUCAGACGCUGUGUGGAGGAAGGGUUGCUGGAUUGCAAGAGAGUGGUCCAGAUCGGUCUGCGGGGUACAGGCUACUCUGCAGACUCGUACGAAUGGAGCCGGGCACAGGGUUUCCGUGUGGUCCAGGUGGAGGAGUGCUGGUUCAAAUCUCUUGCGCCUCUGAUGGCUGAGGUCAGGGCUCAGAUGGGCAGCGGUCCAGUGUACCUUAGUUUCGACAUCGACGCUCUUGACCCGGGUUUCGCCCCAGGGACGGGCACACCAGAGAUAGCCGGACUCACUCCCAUUCAGGGUGUUGAGAUUAUCCGCGGCUGCCGAGGUCUCAACCUCGUUGGAUGUGAUCUAGUGGAGGUGUCUCCACCCUAUGACACCACAGGAAACACCGCCUUGACAGGAGCCAAUCUCCUCUUUGAAAUGUUAUGCGUCCUCCCAAAAAUUAAAUACUACUGAACAUUCAGAACAGAAAAGAUUUUUAAGAAACAAUAAUAGUAAAUAAUGUCUUUCAGUAUAAUAAUGGAUAAUAAAUGCCACGUGGUAUGAACUGGUAAGGAAGGACAACUCUUCAAAAUGACAAAUAUGUGUUGUAAUCUGUAGACAUUUUAAGACAUCCAUGGGGUUUCCAUUACCCUUAGAAAUGCACAAAACACAAAUAUCACAAUAAAAGUGCAAUGGAAACACUUUUUACGCAAUCCCCCCUCACCGGCGUUACAGGAGAAGAUGCAAGGGGGCAUGUGACCAGUUGAUUUGCAUCCCAUUUCCUCAAAGUGAAGUCUCGCAUAAGAGAAUGGUGGGACAUCAUGAGACUUUACCAUUCAAUGGAAACACUAAUUAUCGAAAUUUCAGAAAUAUCACUAUUAUUUUGGAAAUGCAGCUAGUGUUGAACGCACUUU
Molecule: messenger RNA, 1702 nt
Organism: Mugil cephalus (flathead mullet)
Lineage: Eukaryota; Metazoa; Chordata; Actinopteri; Mugiliformes; Mugilidae
Gene: agmat
Product: agmatine ureohydrolase (agmatinase)
Exons: 7
Coding region: 183-1262 (359 amino acids)
Molecular function (GO): agmatinase activity; metal ion binding
Source: RefSeq, a predicted model, not a curated record